AUGGCUGACCAGUUAACUGAAGAGCAGAUUGCCGAGUUUAAGGAGGCAUUCUCCCUGUUUGACAAGGACGGCGAUGGAACCAUCACGACGAAAGAACUUGGCACGGUCAUGCGCUCUCUGGGCCAGAACCCGACCGAGGCGGAGCUACAAGACAUGAUCAAUGAGGUGGACGCAGACGGUAAUGGCACGAUUGACUUCCCAGAGUUCCUGACGAUGAUGGCUCGUAAGAUGAAGGACACGGACUCGGAAGAGGAGAUUUUGGAAGCGUUCAAAGUGUUUGACAAGGACGGCAAUGGAUUUAUCUCGGCCGCUGAACUGCGCCACAUUAUGACCAAUUUGGGGGAGAAACUUACGGACGAGGAGGUCGACGAGAUGAUUCGUGAAGCCGAUAUUGACGGCGAUGGACAGAUCAAUUACGAAGAGUUUGUCAAGAUGAUGAUGUCGAAGUAA
This is a messenger RNA of Peronospora farinosa, 450 nucleotides long. Lineage: Eukaryota; Oomycota; Peronosporomycetes; Peronosporales; Peronosporaceae. The record is from the annotation of a GenBank genome assembly.